Molecule: messenger RNA, 342 nt
Organism: Rhizophagus irregularis DAOM 181602=DAOM 197198
Lineage: Eukaryota; Fungi; Glomeromycota; Glomeromycetes; Glomerales; Glomeraceae
Source: RefSeq, a predicted model, not a curated record
AUGCAAUUCCUGUAUGACAUAAAAGCAUAUUUGAAGCAACAGUUAUCGUCACCUGCACAUACAACUAUGUUGGAUCAAACUUUAGAAGGACAGGAUCCAUCUUCAAAUACUGCACAAAAUAUAGUUUGCAUGUUCAGGAAAGCUAAUAAGCUUGGCCAAGAAGCAAUUUUAUACUGGUACUACUUUAUAGAAAAAUAUGAUGAAAGGAUUAACAACCUUGUUGCCAAUGUGAAUUUAUGUCAAAAAAUCCUUAAAGCUAGAAAAUUAUAUAAAUUAUUCAAUACAUUAGGAUUAGAAAAAAUUAAACAGGUCUCUUAUAGUGCAAAUAAAGUUACCAGCUGA